Eimeria mitis is the source of this 312-nucleotide messenger RNA. RefSeq lists its product as uncharacterized. Lineage: Eukaryota; Apicomplexa; Conoidasida; Eucoccidiorida; Eimeriidae. The record is from RefSeq and is a predicted model, not a curated record. The transcript has a single exon. Bases 1 to 312 code for a protein of 103 amino acids.
AUGAUGAUGAUGAUGAUGGUGGUGGUGGUGAUGGGCCUCGUCUUCCUUCUCCUGUUGCUGCUGCUGAUGCAGCAGCAGCAGCAUAUGAUGUUGCUGCUGCUGCUGCUGGUGCUGCUGCUGCUGGUGCUGCUACUGCUGGUGCUGACGAUGAUGAUGCUGCUCCUGGUGCUGAUGCUGGGGCUGCAGCUUCCUUGGGAGCAGCAGCAGCUGCUGCAGCAGGGGCAGCAGCAGCAGCAGCAGCAGCAGCAGCAGCAGCAGGCUGCUGCUGCUCUUGUGAUGCUGCUUCAGAUGAAGAUGCAGCCUCCUUCCUAA